Messenger RNA from Mycena citricolor, 772 nucleotides. The record is from the annotation of a GenBank genome assembly. Lineage: Eukaryota; Fungi; Basidiomycota; Agaricomycetes; Agaricales; Mycenaceae.
CGGCCUCUCAGUUUUCGUCACUUGGUCUCUUGGAAAUGUUCCUCCAGUUUCGGGCGUCGAACGGUUUCUGAUCGCUUUAACUUGUGGCAUCUCUGCAUUCAAGCUGCGCCAGUGCGCGCGCCGUUGUCCUGAUCGGGGGAGGAGUGUCGGACCGCCUUGACUCAAUCGCUCUCAUUCUCUUUGCGGAAUCGACCUCAGAUGCAGGUCAUCUUCGAGUUCGCCUCAAAGCCCACCGCCCAGAGUCUCAGAUUUCGCUGCAGGAGAGGCACUUUCCCCUCAGAAGCAUGUUGGCUUUGUACUCUUCAUUAGAUCGGAAGUUACACUCACAACGCAGUGGGAGUAUAUUUUGGCAUUCAACCGACUUGGGCAUGAAACGAGUUGUUAAGUGCAGUAGUGGAAAUUGAGAAACAAGCAAUCCGAGGCAGCCCCGUGUAACGCCCAAUAAGAUGGUGGUCCCGCUUCAAAAGAAGGGGACGAACCCGCAACGUCCGCAUCGCCUGAGUUCUUGGCGAUCGUAACACUUGACAUUCGAGUAUCGUUGCACAGGAGCCUCUUCGUAUUUCUUGGGUCAUCCUCUAUCCUAUCGUCCACGAUGAAAAGAUUGAAUGGAGUUGGUGAUGGAAAACUAAAUACAACAGUGUCAGACGGUGCACUGCCUGGCUACUUUUCUUCUCUCUGUCUUGUUACAUCCCCAUCCCGGUGUGAUCGCCGGUCCAACUCAGGCACCACUGGACGCGGCUUUAGAACGCGUGCAAAGUAAGGCGCAACUUGC